AUGGCAGCCCUCAAUGUGGUCGCCCUGAUUUCGGGAGGCAAAGACUCCAUCUUCUCCAUCUUACACUGCCAAGCGAAUGGUCACAACAUCGUUGCUCUCGCUAAUUUGCAUCCCCCCAACGAGCAGAAUACUACUGCUGAAGAUAUGGAGAGCUACAUGUAUCAGACAAUCGGCCAUGCAGUAAUUCCUCUCUACGAGAAAGUUCUUGGUCUCCCUCUAUACCGACAAGCAAUYACUGGUACAGCAGUCAAUCAGAACAAAAGCUACGGUUUGAGUCAAGCAUCAUCAGAUCAAGUCGAAGAUGAAACGGAGUCCAUUCUGCCUCUUCUGCUCAAGGUUAUCGCUGCACAUCCAGAAAUCAAUGCGGUGAGCACUGGAGCGAUUCUGUCAGAUUAUCAGCGAACGAGAGUUGAAUCGAUUGCACUACGUCUAGGCCUGUGUCCGUUGUCAUAUUUAUGGCAAUGGCCAUCACUACCUCCACGAUCUCAAUGUUCCUUGCUGGAGGACAUGGCCAAGGUUGGUCAGGAUUCGCGAAUCGUCAAAGUUGCAUCAGGUGGACUGGACGAGGGAUUCCUGUGGCAAAACGUGGCAGAUCGGCGGACCAUCCAUCGCUUAACCAAGGCCGCAGGGAGAUUCGGAUCCGCUGGAGAUGGCGCUGUCCUGGGCGAAGGAGGUGAGUAUGAGACUCUGGCAGUCAGCGGACCUGCACCACUAUGGAAGGGCCGUAUAACAGUGUCCGAAGAAAAUGUCCAGACGAUGCCCGGCGAUGCAGGCAGUGCCUCAGUCUGCCUCAGCCAACCAUUUGUGGAAUUUUACCAACCCCGCGAACAUGUGAGCGAUCUGAGGAUACCACCACUACUCGAUGUCAAGUUCUCCAAAAUUCUCGAGUCCGUGUCGACUGGCAGUAGCAUCUCUACUUCGAGGGACCUCGCGGGAAACCCGCAUGAGUCAGUCAGCRAAGUAGACUUGCCAUUCAAAAGCAGUGCUUUCAUGGUGCGGGACUUCCAGGGAGCGGGCGCUUCAGCCGAGGAGCAGGCCCGCUCAAUCAUGGGACAAAUGAUGACAGAACUUGCUGCCAAUGAUCACGGUCCCGACGACAUCGCAUACUCGGUCAUCACGCUCCGGGAAAUGAAUGACUUCGCUGCUGUAAACACAGUCUAUGGAAGUUAUUUCGUGAAUCCUAAUCCGCCCGCGAGAGUUACCAUUGCCUGUGCCGACGUACUUCCCACAGGCUGUCUGCUGUCUAUUGGCAUCACGAGUGCAAAAAGUUCCAGAACUGCUCUGCACGUUCAGUCUCGCUCAUACUGGGCUCCUGCGAACAUUGGUCCGUAUUCGCAAGCCAUCGGAUUUCCGUCUGAUGCGGACGACGGACCAACGAAUGCUUCUGUCUACAUUGCCGGACAGAUCCCGCUCGUUCCAUCCUCGAUGACUUUGCCAGCCCCUUCAGGUUCGUCGGAGAAAGACUUUGCACACCAAGCAGUUCUGGCGCUGCAACAUCUUGAACGCAUUGGCGACGUCAUGAAGGUGAGACGAUGGGUCCAUGGCAUAGCGUUUAUAGCCUCAUCCACCCCCAGCGACGUCACACUUCCGGCAAGAAUAGACUUGAUUCGAAAGGUUUGGGAAGCUUUCCAUCUUCCCAAGACACAGCCAGAAGACUCCGACGAAGAAGACACUUUUGAUGUAUGGCAUCUCCGACAUGGCCCUGGCAGUGCAYCUUGGCGCAACCAAGACCCAGACGACGAUGUUGCGAGCAGUAACACCGAUGCACCUCCACUUGUUGUGAUACGCGUCGACCAGCUUCCGAGAGACUGCGCAAUCGAAUGGGUUGGACUUGGAAAGACCAGUCAGGGCGCRCAACCACCCAAUUUGACCCAUCUGCAAAGUCUUCUGCGCAUGUUCCGCAAUCGCAUCGUGUGA
This is a messenger RNA of Ramularia collo-cygni, 1917 nucleotides long. RefSeq names its product related to ATPase (PP-loop superfamily). Gene Ontology annotation, molecular function: diphthine-ammonia ligase activity. Lineage: Eukaryota; Fungi; Ascomycota; Dothideomycetes; Mycosphaerellales; Mycosphaerellaceae. The record is from RefSeq and is a predicted model, not a curated record. Gene Ontology annotation, biological process: protein histidyl modification to diphthamide. Bases 1 to 1917 code for a protein of 638 amino acids. The transcript has a single exon.